This is a messenger RNA of Cladophialophora psammophila CBS 110553, 837 nucleotides long. Its product is annotated as non-heme chloroperoxidase. Gene Ontology annotation, molecular function: catalytic activity. Lineage: Eukaryota; Fungi; Ascomycota; Eurotiomycetes; Chaetothyriales; Herpotrichiellaceae. The transcript has a single exon. The record is from RefSeq and is a predicted model, not a curated record. The coding region runs from base 1 to 837 and encodes 278 amino acids.
AUGCCGUAUCUCACCACCAACGACGGCACCGAGAUCUACUACAAGGACUGGGGCCAUAAGGAUGCUCCUGCGACUGUUGUCUUUUCCCACGGCUGGCCGCUGAACGGUGACAACUGGGAGAAUCAGAUGUUCUUCCUGGCCAGCAAGGGGUUCCGGGUCGUUGCCCACGACCGUAGAGGGCAUGGCAGAUCUAGCCAACCUUGGGCGGGCAACGACAUGGAUACUUAUGCCGACGACCUCCUGCAAUUGUUCGAACACCUCGACUUGAAGGAUGUCAUGAUGGUUGGUCACUCGACAGGCGGUGGGGAAGUCGCGAGGUUCCUGGGCCGUCACGGCUCCAGCCGAGUCAAGAAAGCGGUCCUGGUCAGCGCAGUGACGCCGCUCAUGCUCAAGACCGAAGCCAACCCCAAGGGCACGGCGAUCGAGGUCUUCGACUCCUUCCGAGCCGCCAUGAUCAAGGAUCGCUCACAGUUCUUUAUCGACGUCCCCUCUGGCCCGUUUUUCGGGUUCAAUCGUCCCGGCGCCAACGUCUCCCAGGGCCUCAUUCAGUCCUGGUGGCAGCAGGGAAUGAUGUGCGGAUUCAUCAACUCGUACGAAUGCGUCAAGGUUUUCUCCGAGACAGACAUGACCGAGGAUCUGAAGAAGAUCGACAUUCCCGUAUUGGUGAUGCACGGCGACGAUGACCAGGUUGUGCCGAUUGAGGCGAGUGCACUCGAGGCGAUCAAACUGUUGAAGCAUGGGAAGUUGGUGGUGGUUAAAGGGGCGCCUCAUGCGUUGCCGAACAUCAAUGCGGAGGAGCUGAGCGCCGAGCUGUUGAAGUUUUUAGAGGAGAAAUGA